AUGGGAAAUAUGACAUCGAAAGACGGCAAUUGCGACGAUUUUAAGAAAGCUAAGAUGAAACGACGAAACGGCAAAGCAGCAUUAACACGGCUCGGGAAAGUUAUAAUAGUCCAAAUCGAGGGGAAACGUUCGACCAAUGAGGUUCAAAGGGCGCUUGAUAAUUAUGAACACGCAUUUGCCGACCUGGAAGCCAAACACGAAGAAGUGACAAUGCUAAUCGAAGAUGACGAACAGUUCAAUGAGGAAGAACGAUAUAUUGAACAAUGCCAGGAAACCUUUCUGCGCUUAAAAAUUGACGCGCAAGAUUAUAUAAAGCAACAGACGAAAAUAUCAGAGAUGAAACAAAAUACUGUCGAAACCGGAAGCGUAAAUACUCCCGCAGAGAACUUGUCGAAUGAAGAACAAAUUAACGAAAUCCCGGCCGGCGAAGAAAGUCAUGCAUCGAUACCGAAUGAAGAAAAUCAAGACAACCAGAUAUCAGCACCAGUAGCUCAAGAAACCCAAAGUCAUCCUGUACAACCCAGCACAUCUAUUAAUGAUUCAUCGUUCAACACAACUGAGAACACCGCGGAGACAGCAACUCAUAUAAGCAAAGGAGAAAGCCUAUUUCGAAUUGAGAAGCCAAAGAUGCCAAAAUUCACUGGUGACGUCAGAGAAUUUGGAACUUUUAGAGCGGACUUUAAGCACUUGGUGGAAAAUAGAUACAGUAAACGUGAUGCAAUAACCAUUCUGAGGUCUAGUCUCCAAGGAAAACCGCUGGAAAUGAUCAAGGGAAUUGGUCAAGACUAUGAUGCCGCAUGGGAAUAUCUCGAUUCCGUGUAUGGAGAUCCACGAUUUGUUGCUGACAUCAUCACUCACGAUAUCUCCAAGUUUAAGCCAAUAAAGGACGGAGAAGAUGCCCGGUUUUGCGACUUGGUCCAUUUAAUAAAGCGGAGUUUCAACACCCUUAGAGAAGUAGGACGGGAGAAUGACAUGGAUAACAACCACAUGCUGGCUAUCAUUGAACAGAAAAUGUUUACCGACGAUCGCAAAGUCUGGUCACGCUAUUUGGAGAGUUCAAAGAGUCAAGCCACAUUGGAGUCGUUAAUUUCCUGGAUGACAAGUGAGAUGAAGUCGAGAAUGAGAGCAACGGCACCAUUAAGAAGCUCAUGGCAGUCACCCAAGCAUGUUGGACAUGUUACUGGAAAAGAAGAUGGGAAGCCAACAAACCAUAAGUGCUGGUUCUGCAAAACGUCUGAACAUUGGACCGACCAAUGCCAAAAGUUCCUUGCCCAGAGUGCUAGCGACCGCCUGAAAGUUGUGAAGGAGAACCAUGCCUGUUAUAGCUGCCUGAAGCGAGCUGGUCGUGGUCACAACAUGUCAACCUGCUCUCGAAGGCGCCACGGAGAGACUAUGUUACCGACUAUUCAGGCAGAAAUCCUGGGACCACAGAAGGUCAAGAAACAGGCUAAUAUGUUACUAGACACUGGUGCUCAAAUCAGUUUAAUACGGACAUCAGUCGCUGAGGAGCUGGGUCUCAAAGGCAAGAGUGUCACAGUAACAAUGGCGAAAGUUGGAGGAGAAGAAAAUGAGAUGUCAACAAAGAUGUAUCGAUUCCAAAUUCGAUCCCUCGAGAACCAGUCCAUCCACACAAUUGCAGCUGUGGGAAUCCCAAGUAUCAGUGGUGAUAUUUCCGGAAUGAAACUUGAUGGCAUAGCUGAAGCUUUCAACCUUGAAAGAGAGAAAUUACGAAGAGAGAAUGGUCCAAUAGAUGUCCUGUUGGGAAUUGAUCAACCGAAGUUGCACACUGGUGAGACAAAAGAAGCUGGUAAUCUUGUUGCAAGAUAUUCGCCAUUGGGAUGGGUUGUCUUUGGAGCCACGUCUGAAAAGUGUGACGUCAGUCAAGUCUACCAUGUCAAGUGUUCAAAUCCCAUCGAUAUGACCGACUUUUGGACCACCGAAUCAAUGGGCGUGGAAGGGAAUAUGUGUUCUUGUGAAAGCAAGAAGUUAAGUCCAGUUGAAGCCUACGAAGCCAAGAUUAUAGAACAAUCCUGCAAAAAGAUUGGUAAUAAAUGGUUAGUUUCAUACCCCUGGGUCAAAGAUGCAUCUGAAUUACCGGAUAACAGAAGCCAAGCGGAGAAGAAAUUGGAAACAACCGAGCGUCGAUUAGCCAAGAACCCAGAUCAUGCAGAAGCGUAUGACAAGCAGAUGAGGGAAAUGAGUGAAAUGAACUUCUCUCGAAAAUUAUCAAGUGAAGAAUUAAAGUCAUACAAGGGACCAACCCACUACAUAUCCCACCAUGAGGUAGUCAGACCCGAGAAGAAGAGCACCCCCAUCCGAAUUGUUUUCAAUUCCUCAGCAUCGUAUAAAGGGCACCGCUUAAAUGAUUACUGGAUGAAAGGACCCGAUUUACUAAAUAAUCUGUUUGGAGUUCUCCUACGAUUUCGAGAAAAUGAAGUGGCUAUCAACGCGGAUAUAUCCAAGAUGUAUCACAGAAUCCUAAUCCCGGAAAGAGAUCAACAUGUUCACCGAUACCUGUGGAGAAACAUGGAUACGGAUCGAGAACCUGAUGUUUAUGUCAAAACAGUCUUGACAUUUGGUGACAAACCAGCCCCAGCCAUGGCACAGACCGCGCUGCAAAAGACUGCUGAAGAAGGAGAAAAACGCUACCCUGCAGCUGCUGAAGUCUUAAAGAAGAAUACUUACAUGGACGACAUAUGCGAUUCGGUCCAUUCUGAAAAUCAAGCAAGAAAAAUAACAGCAGAGAUUGACGAAAUCCUUCGCAACGGUGGUUUUAACGUGAAGUGUUGGCUCUCAAACCGGUCAUUAAAGAAGAAUGAUGAAAGCGUUAUUGAAAAAAGUGAAUUGGAAUUAAAGCUCCUACAAGGCCCAGUUGAAGAGAAAGUUUUGGGAACUGUCUGGAACCACCACGACGACGUUUUUGGGUUCAAAGUGAUUCCUCCUGAACUAGUUAAACUUACGAAGAGAGCAAUACUAAGCCAAGUAGCUCGGAUCUACGAUCCUCUAGGAGUAGCUGCAGCUUUCCUGAUUCGCGCCAAAAUAGAGAUGCAAAAACUGUGGUUAGAAGGACUACAAUGGGAUGAUGAAUUGCCGCCGAAUCUCCAAAUAACGUGGAUACGAUUCUUCCAAGAGAUGAACGACCUGAACAACGUCACCUUCGAAAGGUCUCUUACGCCAGAUUCCGUGAUCGGAGCGCCAGUACUAUGCAUUUUCUCGGACGCAUCGAUUGAAGCCUUCGGAGCAUGUGCUUACAUCAGAUGGGAGACAGAAAACAACACCUUUGUAACCAGGUUCAUCGCAGCAAAGUCAAGAGUAGCCCCACUGAAGUCGCUGACCAUACCUCGUUUAGAGCUACAAGCAGCUGUCCUGGCGACACGAUUAUGUUGUUCUAUUCUCGAAGAGUCUCGAAUGAAGUUUGUGAAGAUAAUUUUCUUCUCUGACAGCCACAUUGUUCUUUCAUGGAUCCGUAACCAACCCAGAGAGUUUAAGCCGUUCGUUUCAGCCCGAAUUGCCGAAAUCCAGAGCAAGUCUGAACCAGAUCAGUGGAGACACGUUCCUGGAGAGCUAAAUGUCGCUGAUGAUGUGUCGCGAGGAAUACCUGCUCUGCAACUGACAGGCAGAUGGAAGUAUGGCCCCGAGUUUCUGAAGUUACCGGAGGAAGAAUGGCCGAGCGAGUCGUCUUCUGCUACCAUCACUAAAAGCGUGGAUAUCGAUCAGUCUGAACGUCGAAAAGUUCAACCUGUCUUUCAAGUAACCCAAUCGCCAGAAGUCAUUCCGUGCAAGAAGUUUUCCAGUUGGGGGAAACUUAUCCGAGUCACAGCCUAUGUGUUACGGUUCAUCAACACGCUACGAAACAAGCAUCAAAACAAAGACAACACAGAAACGACCCGACCGAAAGACACCUCAGAUGAUAGAUCAAUCUCAGCAAAGGAGUUAGAAGAUGCCGAGUUGUAUUGGGUCAAACAAAGUCAGAAGUCACUUCAUGAUCGCCUGAAAAAGGGAGAACUGAAAGGACUCACCCCGUUUACCGAUGACAACGGAGUUAUCAGAGUCGGAGGUCGAGUAAGCGAAGCCGUAAUCUCGUACGAUGCCAAACAUCCAGUUUUACUCCCACGUGAACACUGGAUAUCCCUGCUGAUCACUCGUAACUUCCAUCGAAACGGCCACUCAGGAGUUGCAACAACCGUUGCAAAGAUCAAGAAAAAGUUUUGGAUUAUCCGAUGUCAUGAUCUUGCCAAGUCAAUAAAGUUCCGAUGCGUAUGUUGUCGCCGAAUCCAAGCCAAAACCGAGGAGCAGUUCAUGUCAGACCUACCAAUUACCCGACUGGAGCCAUUCACACCACCCUUUCAUCGCACGGCAUGCGAUUACUUCGGUCCUUACCAAGUUAAAAUUGGCCGAAACAAAACAACCAAACACUAUGGCGUACUGUUUACAUGUCUGAAUACUCGUGCCGUACACCUGGAAAUCGCAGUGGACUAUUCCGCUAUGGAAUUCUUGCAAACCUUACGUCGAUUUUUCGCAAUCCGUGGACAACCGGCUCUGAUGAUCAGUGACAACGGGACGCAGCUGGUGGGAGCUCAACGUGAACUCCGAGAAAUGAUAGAAGGAUGGAACGAGAAAGAGUUGAAGGAAUUCAGCGCCGAGAAAGGAAUGGAGUGGAGAUUUAUUACUCCUGCAGCACCACAUCAUAACGGUUGUGCUGAGGCUCUUGUCAAGAGUUCGAAGAAAGCAUUAAAGAUCGCGAUUGGUGAACAAAUUUUGGCUCCGUUCGAGCUAAGAUCAUCGAUAGUUUUUGGAAGCGUUGGAGCAGAGAUGUAUUUCCCACCUUAG
This is a messenger RNA of Dendronephthya gigantea, 4830 nucleotides long. RefSeq lists its product as uncharacterized. The record is from RefSeq and is a predicted model, not a curated record. The coding region runs from base 1 to 4830 and encodes 1609 amino acids. Gene Ontology annotation, biological process: proteolysis; DNA integration. Gene Ontology annotation, molecular function: aspartic-type endopeptidase activity; nucleic acid binding. Lineage: Eukaryota; Metazoa; Cnidaria; Anthozoa; Malacalcyonacea; Nephtheidae. The transcript is spliced from 3 exons.